Sinocyclocheilus rhinocerous is the source of this 7077-nucleotide messenger RNA. RefSeq names its product transient receptor potential cation channel, subfamily M, member 7 (gene trpm7). NCBI's taxonomy places the organism in Eukaryota, Metazoa, Chordata, Actinopteri, Cypriniformes, Cyprinidae. The transcript is spliced from 41 exons. The record is from RefSeq and is a predicted model, not a curated record. Gene Ontology annotation, biological process: monoatomic cation transmembrane transport; calcium ion transport; protein phosphorylation. Gene Ontology annotation, cellular component: plasma membrane. Gene Ontology annotation, molecular function: calcium channel activity; protein serine/threonine kinase activity; ATP binding.
CGCGGUCUGACUCAGCGGGGGGCAGGGCUCAAACCGCCUCCGUCACGCUGCGUCAGUCCAGAGUCGCACAAUUAUGAAAAUUCCACCUUCCGCUGGAGCUGCAGCGGACGCACACGACUCCCUCCGCCGCCACCGGGCUCUCCUUCCGCGGCUCACCGAGCAGCACGGCGCCGAUAGAUGGCUAGACGCCCCGGAUCAGCGCGUCGCGACUCUGAACGGUGAAGAGAAUGUCCCAGAAGUCCUGGAUCGAACACAGUUUCACCAAGAGGGAAUGUGUCUAUAUACUGCCCGUGUCAAAAGACCCGCACAGAUGCCUCCCAGGAUGCCAAAUCUGUCAGCAGCUCGUGCGAUGCUGCUGCGGGCGUCUGGUUCGGCAGCACGUGGGCUUCACCGCCACACUGGCAGUGAAAUACUCAGACGUGCGCCUGACCGAGGGCGAGCUGUCCGAUCUGGAGCAGUGGUCAGUGGAGAAGCACACGGAGGAGAGUGUUCUGAUUGGUCGGGGGGUUAAUGAUGUCCUGGUCUGCUCUCUGCAGUAUGUGCGUCUCUCCUAUGACUCCCGUCCGGAGGCCAUCCUGAGGCUCAUGCUGAAGGAAUGGCAGAUGGAGCUGCCAAAGAUCGUCAUCAGCGUUCACGGUGGAAUCCAAAACUUCGACCUGCAUCCGCGGAUCAAGCAGGUGGUGGGAAAAGGACUGAUCAAAGCUGCUGUCACCACCGGAGCCUGGAUCCUGACCGGAGGGGUCAACACAGGUGUGGCCAAACAUGUGGGUGACGCUCUGAAGGAACAUAUGUCCAGAUCGGCUCGGAAAAUCUGUACGGUGGGAAUCGCACCCUGGGGAGUGAUCGAAAACAGGAACGACCUCAUCGGAAGAGACGUUGUAGCGCCGUACCAAACCCUGCUGAAUCCUCUCAGUAAACUCAACGUGCUGAACAACUUCCACUCUCAUUUCGUCCUGGUGGAUGAUGGGACAGUCGGGAAAUAUGGAGCUGAAGUCAAACUCAGGAGAGAGCUGGAGAAACACAUUAACCUGCAGAGAAUCCACGCCCGUGAGACACACACAUACACACACAAACACACACACACACAGAUAAAUCUCGAUGUAGAAUAUAAGCUUCACAUUCACACCUCGAGUCAAGACAAAACCUGUGUGUAUGUUUGUAGAGCGCUGCCUGACGGUGUUGAGGCCGACAUCAUUGCGACAAUCAAGAAAACGUUUAACUUCAGCCAGAGUGACGCUCUGCAUCUCUUCCAGACGCUGAUGGAGUGCAUGAGGAACAAAGAGCUGAUCACAGUGUUUCCUGUGGGCUCGGAGGACCAUCAGGACAUCGAUGUGGCCAUCCUGAAAGCUCUGCUCAAAGGCACGAACGCGUCGGCCUUCGAUCAGCUGGUCCUGACGCUGGCGUGGGAUCGGGUGGACAUCGCUAAAGAUCACGUGUUUGUUUACGGACAACAGCUGCUGGUGGGCUCCCUCGAGCAGGCGAUGUUGGAUGCGUUGGUGAUGGACCGUGUGGAGUUUGUUAAGCUCCUGAUAGAGAAUGGUGUCAGCAUGCACCGGUUCCUCACAAUCACACGUCUGGAGGAGCUCUACUAAACGAAACAAACUCCGACCAAUCCGACGCUCUAUCACCUGGUGAGGGACGUCAAACAGGGUAACCUCCCGCCCAACUAUAAGAUCACGCUGAUCGACGUGGGGCUGGUGAUCGAGUAUCUGAUGGGAGGAACGUACAGGUGCAACUACACACGCAAACGCUUCCGCAUCAUCUACAACAACCUGCACGGGAACAGCCGGCGGUCAGGUCGACACACAGCUGGCAGCUCCCAUGAGUCCUUCAGCAUUCAGGCAGAUAAAAAAGAGAAGACGCGACACAAUCACUUCAUCAACACGGCGCAGCCCUACAAACCCAGGCUGGACUCUGUCUCCGAGCAGCAGAAGAAGAAGAGUAAGGAGGAGGUGGUGGACAUCGACGAUCCGGAGACGCGCAGGUUCCCGUACCCCUUCAACGAGCUGCUGGUGUGGGCCGUGCUGAUGAAGCGGCAGAAGAUGUCUCUGUUCUUCUGGCAGCACGGCGAGGAGUCCAUGGCCAAAGCUCUGGUGGCCUGCAAACUGCUGCGCUCCAUGGGAUACGAGGCCAAGAAGAGCGACGUGGUGGACGACACCUCCGAGGAGCUGAAGGAGUAUUCCAAUGAGUUCGGCACGCUGGCGGUGGAUCUGCUGGAGCAGUCGUUCAGGCAGGACGAGACGAUGGCCAUGAAGCUGCUGACGUACGAGCUGAAGAACUGGAGCAACUCCACCUGUCUGAAGCUGGCGGUGUCGUCGCGCCUCCGGCCGUUCGUGGCUCACACCUGCACACAGAUGCUGCUCUCCGACAUGUGGAUGGGUCGCCUCAACAUGCGCAAGAACUCCCGGUACAAGGUGAUCCUGAGCAUCCUGGUUGCUCCUGCCAUCCUCCUGCUGGAGUACAAGACCAAAGCGGAGAUGUCCCACAUUCCCCAGUCGCAGGAUGCUCAUCAGAGCAUGGAGGACAGCGAGCACAACCUGCAGAAGCCUGACGACAUCCAGAUGGAUGUGUUUAAGGAAGCCCGUCCCAAUGAGAACGAUGAUGUGAAGAAUGAGACGGAGGUUCACGUGCGUUCCCGCCGGUUACCCAUCACACGCAAGUUCUACGCCUUCUACCACGCACCUAUCGUCAAGUUCUGGUUCAACACGCUCUUUUAUAUCGGUUUCCUGAUGCUGUAUUCAUACGUGGUGCUGGUGCGAAUGGAGCCGUUUCCGUCUCCUCAGGAAUGGGUCGUCAUUCUUUACAUCUUCACGCUAGCGGUGGAGAAGAUUCGAGAGAUGUUCAUGUCUGAAGGAGGCAAAAUCAGUCAGAAGAUUAAAGUCUGGUUCAGCAACUACUUCAACGUGUCUGAUUUCCUGGCGCUCCUGAUGUUCUUCGUGGGCUUCGGCCUGCGCUUCGGCUCGGGGAGCGUGUUCAUCGCGGGCCGGAUCGUGUACUGUCUGAACAUCAUCUUCUGGUACGUGCGGCUGCUGGAUAUCCUGGCGGUCAGUCAGCAGGCUGGACCCUACGUCAUGAUGAUCGGGAAGAUGGUGGCCAACAUGUUCUACAUCGUGGUCAUCAUGGCCGUCGUGCUGCUGAGCUUUGGGGUUCCUCGGAAAGCCAUUCUGUACCCAAACGAGGAUCCCUCGUGGAGUUUGGCCAGAGAUGUGGUGUUCCAGCCUUACUGGAUGAUGUACGGUGAAGUUUACGCCUACGAGAUCGACGUGUGUGCGAACUCGAGCGAGGAUCACGCGAAGGAGCUGUGUACGACGGGUGUGUGGUUGAUGCCGCUGCUGCAGGCCGUCUAUCUGUUUGUCCAGUACAUUCUGAUGGUCAACCUGCUCAUUGCCUUCUUCAAUAACGUCUACAUGCAGGUGAUGUCCAUAUCCAACCUGGUGUGGAAAUACCAUCGCUAUCACUUCAUCAUGGCGUACCACGACAAGCCGGUGCUUCCGCCGCCGCUGAUUCUGCUCAGCCACGCCGCGUCUGUGCUGUCUUCCAUCUGCAGGAAGAGGAAGAAGGACAGCAGCGCCUACGGACCAAAGCUCUUCCUGACCGAGGAGGACCAGAAGAAGCUGCACGACUUCGAGGAGCAGUGCGUGGAGACGUACUUCCACGAGAAAGACGAUCAGUUUCACUCUGGGAGUGAAGAGAGAAUCAGACUCACGUCCGACAGGGUGGAAACGAUGUGUGUGCAGCUGAAGGAGGUCGGAAACAAGGUGAACUUCAUCAAGCGCUCUCUGCACACGCUGGAUUCUCAAAUCGGACACCUGCAGGAUCUGUCGGCGCUCACGGUGGACACGCUAAAGGCACUGACCGCGCAGCGAGCGUCCGAGGCUAGCAAAGUGCACAACCAGAUCACACGCGAGCUCAGCAUCUCCAAGAACCUGGGGCCCGACGUGAUGGGGCACUCGAAGUCGAGUGCGCUGGUGCGGUGCAGCGUGGGAUUCCUGCCUCCCGCCGCCAGCAUAGCAGAGUCUCUGUUUGGGGGCGGAGCUGAGGAGCGGCAGGGGGCGGAGCUUCCUCGGAGCCCAGAGGCUGGAUCGAGGUCGGAUCCGGCUCCAGCCACGUUCUUCGUCAGCACGCCGUCACAGCUCACCAUCUCGCACACACACACGGAGCCGGCGCAUGCCGCGGAGGAGUUCGGGGCCUUCGUGGGUGAGUAUGAGGAGGAAGAGGAGGGUGUUUAUGAGAGGAGUGAUGGAGGCCCCCCAGUGGUGGUCGUGAGUGAGCCUGAGCGCGAGGGAUACGUCAAUCACGCCUUCGCUGAUGACGAACACGACCCGCCCGAAAGAAACACGCCCCUUCCUCUGGCCCCUGAGCUCGGGCCCCGGGGCCCCCCGCGCUUCCGGAGAGACAGCCGCUGCAGACGUGCACUGAACAGACUCAGGCAGAGGAGCGGAGGUUUGGCUUCGGUCCACUUGUCUGCCAAAUGCAUAAAUGUGAAACCUAAAGCCCCUGGUGCUGUGAUUAUUGUCUGUAAAGCUGCUUUGAAACAGGUGGAAACGAUGUGUGUGCAGCUGAAGGAGGUCGGAAACAAGGUGAACUUCAUCAAGCGCUCUCUGCACACGCUGGAUUCUCAAAUCGGACACCUGCAGGAUCUGUCGGCGCUCACGGUGGACACGCUAAAGGCACUGACCGCGCAGCGAGCGUCCGAGGCUAGCAAAGUGCACAACCAGAUCACACGCGAGCUCAGCAUCUCCAAGAACCUGGGGCCCGACGUGAUGGGGCACUCGAAGUCGAGUGCGCUGGUGCGGUGCAGCGUGGGAUUCCUGCCUCCCGCCGCCAGCAUAGCAGAGUCUCUGUUUGGGGGCGGAGCUGAGGAGCGGCAGGGGGCGGAGCUUCCUCGGAGCCCAGAGGCUGGAUCGAGGUCGGAUCCGGCUCCAGCCACGUUCUUCGUCAGCACGCCGUCACAGCUCACCAUCUCGCACACACACACGGAGCCGGCGCAUGCCGCGGAGGAGUUCGGGGCCUUCGUGGGUCACAAGGAUGAUCCUGAGGGUCAGAGGUCGUUCCCUGAAGAGGCUGCUGUGAGCGGCCGGCAGUCGAGUCCCUCCAGAAAGGCUCGGGAUGCGGCGGCAGCGGCGCAGUGUCACAUGCGGACGGUGAACUCAUAUGCUGGCUUCACCGAGUUCGACCGAAACCCUUCGUUCCUGCAUCCAGAGUCCACGCUCGGUAAGCAGGAGAGGACGCGUGUGUCGCUGGAGGACGUCUCUCGUUAUGAGGAUCUGCUGCUGGGGAAAUCAACUCAAUCCAACAGACUGAGUCCAGGAGAUGACAUCUCAAACACUGCAGGUCUGUACGCCGGGCGACACACACACCUGGGGCCGCGUAAGGACUCGAUCGGUUCUCCGUUCAAGCCCAUGGAGAGUUAUCAGUAUUCAGCGGUGGAGCGUAAUAACCUGAUGCGGUUGUCUCAGAGUAUUCCAUUCACCCCAGUGCCCCCUAGAGGUGAACCGGUGACCGUGUACCGUCUGGAGGAGAGCUCUCCCAACACCAUCAACAACAGCAUGUCGUCGUGGGCUCAGCGCGGUCUCUGUGCUAAGAUCGAGUUCCUCAGUAAAGAGGAGAUGGGUGGAGGCCUGCGGCGGGCGCUGAAGGUGCUCUGCACCUGGUCCGAGUACGACAUGCUGAAGCCUGGACACCUGUACAUCGUCAAGUCCUUCCUACCUGAGGUUGUCAACACCUGGCAGAGCAUUUACAGAGAGGACACAGUCCUGCACCUCUGUCUCAGGGAAAUACAGCAGCAGAGAGCAGCUCAGAAACUCACGUUUGCCUUCAAUCAGAUCAGACCCAAAACCAUCCCGUACUCACCCAGGUUUCUGGAGGUGUUCCUGCUCUACUGUCACUCUGCCGGUCAGUGGUUUGCCAUCGAGGAGUGCAUCACUGGAGACUUCCGCAAGUUUAAUAACAACAAUGGGGAUGAAAUCGUCCCGACCAACCUUCUGGAAGAAACCAUGCUGGCCUUCAGCCACUGGACGUAUGAAUACACGCGAGGAGAGCUGCUGGUGCUGGAUCUGCAGGGGGUCGGCGAGAUACUGACAGAUCCGUCAGUCAUUAAGAGCGGAGAGAAAGGGUCUUAUGAUAUGAUCUUUGGCCCUGCGAAUCUUGGAGACGAUGCCAUUCGAAACUUCCGCACCAAGCAUCACUGUAACUCGUGCUGCAGAAAACUCAAACUUCCUGAUCUGAAGCGGAACGACUACACUCCUGAUAAACUGACGCCCUCCGAGGGCCCGUCCCAUUCGCCGCCUGCAGGGGGCGCCGCUAAAGAACAGCGUCCCUCCAUGCGCUUAAUGCUGUGAGCCGCACACACUCGCAUCACUGAAAACACUCUUCACAAGACAGAAACUAAGACACGGUGUGUGUGUGUGUGUGUGGAGGACACGUUUUAUAUGAACGCGUCGCCUCUGAACAAAUGCAAUCUAGAGAUGUUUUAAAAAGUCACAUUUUAUCCUGUACAAUUAUAACAGGGAGUAUGAGCUUUUAAAAGUAUUUUUUAACAUUUUUAUGUCUGUAUGAAACUAUAAAGUGGUUAAUAACUGGUACAAUAUCACUGUAUAGAGUUAAAUAUUUAUUCUAAACUACUACAAGUUGCCUUGUAUAAAAUAAAAGCAGUUUUACAUGUGCUGUCUGUCACUUUUUGGAAAGAACACUUGCUCAUUAUACUAUUAUCAGAUUUUGUACAGAGCUGUAUGCCAAGAGAAUGUGUUUAUGUACAGAGCUGUAUGAAUGCAUUUAUGGUUCAGACUUAUGUGUUUGAGUCUCUGGGCAGAUUGCAAUGCAAGCGACAGCGCAGUGUGUGUGAGAUUUCACUGAAAGCGGUCCAUGCAGUCGAGACUCAUAUGUUUAUGGUGUUACAGCGGUACUCUUGUGCUUUACUGUCGCCGGAGGAUCGUGAGAGUGUUAUUAAUCUAGUGUAUCUCAUAGAUGCAUUUAUCUGGCACGAUGCUAUCAGCUGAAAUGUGAGAAUAUUUGAUGCUGCGGAUACUAUAUUAAUGGAUCUGUACACAUUUUUUACUGUAUAUUUAAUAAAACACU